CCGUCGGAUGGGGAGUGCCGGGAGUUAUGGGGCAGCCCCCCUCGCAAGAAGGGGGUCGCGGCUCCUCAUGCUUCAGAUCCCUUAGCAACUUAGCAACAACAAACAUACGAAGUAUAGAAUUGCUGGUAGUGAUGAGAACAUCCUGGUUCACAGAAUGGUCAGUUUUUGUCCACAGUGUGGACAGAAGGUAGCGGCAGCAUUCAACUUUUGCCCCUCCUGUGGAGGCAGGCUGCCUCCACAAGAAGAGGAGCCUAUGCAGAUUACUCCGAGUUCUUCCUGGAAGGCAUUAAACCAGGAUCAGAUGCAAAGAUCUCCUGCAAAGACAAAGGUGGAGAUAGUUUCACCAGGCAAAGAACAAGCAUCUGCUUCAGUUAAGCAAGACCUCGCACAGGCUUCAGCACCUACCAUAUCCCCAAAGGCAAAAGCAAAGCCUCUUCCCCGACCUCCCAAGAAAAACAAGCUUGCCUCUGUGAAACCUCUCCCAGAAGGUCAAAUCCUGACAGAUCUGAACAGGAAGCAAUGGAUACUUAAAAAACUUCUGCGCCAGAGUGACUGUGGGCUGAUAUAUGAAGCAAAUUCAGCAUGUGGAGCCUACCCUCCAAAGCAGAGAUGUUGCCUUAAACUUGAUGUCAAGGAUGGGAGGCUCUUCAAUGAACAGAACUUCUUUCAGCGUGCUGCAAAGAAAGCCACGGUUGAGAAAUGGAAAAAAGAGCAUUCACUGCCAUUGCUUGGAAUCCCUGAUUGCAUUGGCUUUGGCCUCCAUGAAGGUAUUUACAGGUUCCUGGUCUUCCCUGCUGUGGGUCGCUCCCUUCAGUCCGUCCUGGAUGACUGUGCAAACAAGAUGACGGAGAAAGCUGCCUUGCAGCUUGCGGUCAGACUGCUGGAUGUGCUGGAGUACCUCCAUGAGAAUGAAUACACACAUGGGGAUAUCACUGCCGAAAACAUAUAUGUGAAACCGACUGAUCUUGCUGUGGUCACCCUUGCAGAUUACUGCUUUGCCUUCCGGUACAGCCCUGGGGGAAAGCACGUGUCUCACCGUGAGGGCAGCAGGACUCCUCAUGAGGGUACCUUGGAGUUCAUCAGCCUGGACAGCCAUAAAGGAGCUGCACCAUCCCGUCGGAGUGACCUCGAGUCCUUGGGUUACUGUCUAGUGAAGUGGCUGUGCGGCUUCCUUCCCUGGUCUGAGGAGCUGACAAAUCCCUGUGUGGUCAUGGAGAGAAAAGAGAGGUACAAAGCAGAUGUUAUCAAGCAUCCAAGGCUGUCCUAUGGUUGGAGAGCAAUUCCAGAAGCCCUGCAAAGCUACUUGCAGCAAGUAAUGCCCUUGGACUAUGAGGAGAGGCCAGACUAUGAAGAGCUGCGAACAGUCCUGAGGAGGCCUCUCGAGCGGAUGAGGACAUCUGCCUAUGACUCCGUGGACCUCAGGGUAGCACCCUAGGCUUCCAGAAACAUGGGAGCUGAAUAGCAAGAGAAGUGAUCCACAAGAGUAAUGAGUCAUGCUCUGCUUCGCAGGACCCUGAAGCCUGCUGCAGAGAAUCAAGCCCCCGGGGAUGUCCUUUCCAUUUUGUUUUUUGUGCCUCACUCUCAGAUUGGAGGGGGGAUUUCUUGGAACUGCUGGAACCCUGCUGUGACUUUUUGUAGACCCUGUUUCUAUCCAGCUACAUAACUCGGUGAAUAGUAGCUAAUGUGAAGCCUGAAUGCAUAUUUGGCAGACUCCUAAUUAGGAAUGUUUUCACAGGUAUGGGGCACUGAGCCUAAUUGGGGACAGGGCAAGUUGAUUUUAAGAGUGCAUUCUUCUGAUUUAUUUUUAAAUUGUAUAGUGUCUUAAUUGUAAGCUGCCUUAGAGACCCGUUGGCAGGCAGAGAUAAACAUGUUUUAAUAUAUAUAUAGGCUUUUUGUAAUAAACUCCUAAACUAAACAUA
Molecule: messenger RNA, 1919 nt
Organism: Varanus komodoensis (Komodo dragon)
Lineage: Eukaryota; Metazoa; Chordata; Lepidosauria; Squamata; Varanidae
Gene: VRK3
Product: VRK serine/threonine kinase 3
Exons: 15
Coding region: 155-1435 (426 amino acids)
Biological process (GO): signal transduction; peptidyl-serine phosphorylation
Cellular component (GO): nucleus; cytoplasm
Molecular function (GO): protein serine/threonine kinase activity; ATP binding
Source: RefSeq, a predicted model, not a curated record